Ricinus communis (castor bean) is the source of this 713-nucleotide messenger RNA. Its product is annotated as protein DOWNSTREAM OF FLC. The record is from RefSeq and is a predicted model, not a curated record. NCBI's taxonomy places the organism in Eukaryota, Viridiplantae, Streptophyta, Magnoliopsida, Malpighiales, Euphorbiaceae. The transcript has 2 exons. The coding region runs from base 53 to 538 and encodes 161 amino acids.
UUUACACUCUCAAUUUGUUCACUUCUACUUCCUUCUCAUAUCUUCAAGAACCAUGGCUAGGCAGCUGGUGCUGUUUUUUGCAUUGUCUCUUUGUGUACUCCCUUCGCUCGUUAGCGCACGCCUAGUUGGGAGGCCAUUCCAUAUCAAAGGCCGAGUCUACUGCGACACUUGCCGUUGUGGCUUUGAGACCAAGAAAACUACUUAUAUACCCGGUGCAAGGGUGAGAAUCGAGUGCGAAGACAGGACAACUUUACGGCUUAAAUACAGUGUCGAGGGAGAAACAGACGAGACAGGAACAUACAAUAUCUUGGUUGAGGAUGACCAUCAAGACCAGAUAUGCUAUGCUGCUCUUGUUAGCAGUCCAUGGCCCAGUUGCAAUACUGCAGACCCAGGUCGCAGUCGUGCUCAUGUUGUAGUAACUCGGAAUAAUGGUGCUAUUUCCGACCUUCAUUUUGCAAAUUCCAUGGGAUUUCUGAGGAAUCAAGCAAUGUCUGGCUGCACUGAAUUGGUGAAGCAACUUCUGCAAUCUGAUGAAUAGAUUUUAAGUUCUCUUUCUCUUUUUUGGUUAUUAAUUAAUCCCGGUCUCUAGCUGGUUUUAAACCUUAUUUUCUGGUAAUGUUGUUUCUGUGUUUGAUGUUUCAGAUGUCAUGAUUGUCUUAUUGAUGGUGCAAUGGUGAUAUCUUCGUCUCUUAACUCAGGAGACUGUUGCAAAA